AUGACGAUGUCCCCAACUUAUAGCCCCCAGCCCUCAACUCCCGGGCCCCAGUCACCAACUCCCAACUCAAAGUCCCCAACAUAUGGCCUCCAGCCCCUAAAACUCACCUCCCAAGUCACCAACUCCCAACUCCCAGUCCCCAGCUCUCAGCCCCCAGCCCCUAAACCUCAGCCCCCAGCCUCUAAUAUUGAGCCCCCAGUCCCCAACUUAAAGCCCCCAGCCCCCAGCCCUAAAUCCCAGCCCCCAGUCCCCAACUCCCAGCCCCCAACUCUCAGCCCCAAGCCCCCAGCCCUUAAACCUCAGCCCCCAUCCCCUAAUACUAAGCCCCCAGUCCCCAACUUAAAGCCCCAACCCCCACCUCCCAGCCCUAAAUCCGCCCCAACUCCCAACUCCCAGCCCCCAACUCCCAACUCCCAGCCCCCAACUCUCAGCCAUCAGUCCCCAGCCCCUUGUGACGUCAUAUUUCAUUUCCGAUCACCAUGGCAACCAAGAUGUUUUGAAACUUGCCAUCGUCUCAAAGCAUAA
Messenger RNA from Penaeus vannamei (Pacific white shrimp), 525 nucleotides. Lineage: Eukaryota; Metazoa; Arthropoda; Malacostraca; Decapoda; Penaeidae. The record is from RefSeq and is a predicted model, not a curated record.